Messenger RNA from Ostertagia ostertagi, 225 nucleotides. NCBI's taxonomy places the organism in Eukaryota, Metazoa, Nematoda, Chromadorea, Rhabditida, Trichostrongylidae. The record is from the annotation of a GenBank genome assembly.
AUGGCCAAAAUCGCAAUCAAAUAUCACUACGAAAUCGAGUGGGAAUAUGUAGAAAGCGUGACAUGCGUGCAUAAUCUUCUUCGAUGUGUGCAACGCUACGGAGAGGUUCAUGUUUCACGACGUCCGGUCGGUUCAGUGUACUGGAGUCCGCACACUUUGCGGAACGUGCCGUUGGGAUGCGACUGCAUGUGGCCGGUGGAUCGGUACGGCCAUCAGGAGUUGUAG